Messenger RNA from Toxoplasma gondii ME49, 3913 nucleotides. RefSeq names its product YL1 nuclear protein C-terminal domain-containing protein. The transcript is spliced from 3 exons. Gene Ontology annotation, molecular function: ATP-dependent H2AZ histone chaperone activity. Gene Ontology annotation, biological process: chromatin remodeling; regulation of DNA-templated transcription. NCBI's taxonomy places the organism in Eukaryota, Apicomplexa, Conoidasida, Eucoccidiorida, Sarcocystidae. Gene Ontology annotation, cellular component: nucleus. The record is from RefSeq and is a predicted model, not a curated record. The coding region runs from base 673 to 2886 and encodes 737 amino acids.
CGAAGAAGUCCAUUUCUUUACAUGAAGUCAGUCCUUUUUCCUAUCCGCUGCGUGUCUUACUCUGUGCCGUCCUCCCCUGUCUCCUGAGCAAGUUCCGUUGUUCAUAUACACGAACGGUGUGCGACUUGUCGACCAUUCGUUUCUCUCACUAGACAUUUCUGAAAGCCACCGCUGACGGUCUCGUCACUCUCUUUUCCUCUGAUCUUCUUUUAUCUCUGCCUUUGUCGUUGCUUUUUCUUCUCCGAGCGUGACAGGCGCCUGUACAACCUUUCUGCGAGUGCAAGCGGGAGACCGAGUUUCUGCUUUGUCCGGCGUCUCGUUGUCUUUUCCUCCACAUGGGCAGGAAGCAUCCCCAGAGGCUGUCCAGUCAGUUUUUCUCAAGGUCGUUCCCCGUCUUCGAGUGUAGACUUGCGUUUCUAGCUGUCCGGUCGUUUCGCUGCCUCUCUCACAACCUCUGACGGCAUCCGCGGUUUCGCAGAGAGAUACGAGGGGAAAUGGAGCUUCUUGCCACCCAGCCCUCUGUUUUCUUCUGUUGCGUCGGUCACUAGCUGCCACGAGUUCGAGUGUGCGGGCAAACUCCACGGCCUGCGUUUUCGCUUUCCUCCCUGGCGCUUGUCUCCCAACUUCCUUUCCUCUCUGUUGUCCCUCUCCAACUUCCUCUCCAAAAGAGACAUGGGUCGACCUGGCCGCCGCUCACAUGCUGCUUUGCAGCCUGAAUCGGAGGCGAGGAACGAAGUCGAAGAAGAACGAGAGACGGAAGAGGCGUCGCCUGCUGAAGGCAAAGAAGAAGAAGGAGAGGAAGAGGAAGAGGGAGAGGAAGAGGAAGAGGAUGACGCGGAUGAAGAUGAAGAGACGUCGUCUGAGGAGGAGGAAGUUGGCAUCGCUCUGCAGCUUCCAGUUCGGAGCACUCGAGGUCACUCGUAUCAGCGUUUAGUGGGGGACGCUUUGCGCGAGGACCAAGAGUUCUGGAAUCACUCGACAUGGGCGGAAGAAGACGACGAAGACUACAACUGCAGUGAAGGUGAAGAAGUCUACGCAGACAUUGUUGACUCGGAUUUCGAUCGCGCCGAGGACGAAGAAAGCAGCGACGAGGAGACGGCGGAAAGAAAGAGGUCGAAGGACGGGGAGACGAAGCGCGAGCGGAGAGACGCGAGAGACAUCGUCGAAGACGACGAAGAGCGAGCGAAGAAGAGACAGAAGCGAGGCGCCUUCCAGAACCUCUGGAAGAAGACACAGCAACAGAGGCGCCAGGCGGAGGCGAAGAAGGCCGGGGACAAAGGCCGAGAGAGACAGACGAAGCGCGUCUCCUUCGAACCUGCUGCAGAGUCCGAAGGCGAUUUCGACGCAGAGAGCGAGGACGAGAAGGGUGACUCACAAUGCACGCAGCCGCGCAGUCGGCGGAAGGCUUCAGGCAAGAAGCAGCUGAUCGGAGCAGAGGGCGACGAUGAGGACGGGGAAAGGCCUCCGGCGUCUCGUCGCCGGACGCGCGACAGCACAAGGCAACACACUCGGUGCGUCGCUCGGCGUCUAGAGGAAGAGGAGCUGCAUCGGAUCCGGAAGGAAAGAAGCAGAAAGGUCGAGGCGGAGAGAGCAGGAAGAGACAAACAGAGUGGCUUUCGAGAGCCCACGCUGGAGGAACACCUCGCAGAGGCGCGAAUCACGGAAGCGCGCAAUGUAGCCAGUCUGAUGGUUAUCGAAGAGAAAGAGGAGGCGCGGAAACUGAGGUAUGUAGACGUGAAGAAAAACAUCUACAAGGGCGACUUCGACACUUACAUCUCCUGGGCUUCCUGGCUCAUCAUCGGAGACGCUCCCCCAGAAGAGGACGCACCUGCGGCCACGGAGGCGAACAGUGCCGAGUCCGCAGCGGUCUCUCCAAAGGGAGACAGUCUCCUCGCGCAGACCCCACACGAGAUAGCGGGGACAAAGCUUUCAACCGAACAGCGGCGAGCUUUCCAGGAGGAGGAGGAGACGCGGGCUUCUCCCGGGGCGCUGGAACGAAUAAAACGAGAAGAAUUUCAAAACCAAAAAGGAGACAGUCACGGAAUCGACGUCGAGCGAAGUAACUGCAUCGAAAAGCGGAUCGAGGUCACGGAAGAAGAAAACCGGGCGGGGUCUUCGGGGGGCUCAACUGAAGGUGGAAAGGGCGCUGGAGUCCAACAGCCGACCUGCCGACCGCGCGCGGAGACACCGACGACAGUCGCCGGAGGAGACGAGGGAGCCGAGGGAGACAAGCGGCCUGGAGAGACGCCUGAGGACGGAAAAGAUCAGGAGGAAUGGAGUCCAAACCUCGACGACUACGCUAUGGAGCUGCGCAUGUUCACAGAUGGCAAAUUCCCCGACAUUUAUCACCAAGAACCUCCUCCACCGCCCCCCAAGUACGUCUGUCCGAUAAGCGGUUUAGAGGCGAAAUACCUCGACCCUCUCACUGGCGUUCGAUACGCCACAACGCAUGCGUUCAAGUGUCUCCGAGAAGCCUACCAUCGUUUGCGAGAGCAACAGCUUUUUCAAGCGCUUCACCAGGCGACGCAACUGCUAGAUGCGAAGGUGGGAGAGCUGGGACUCGACGCUUCAACUGUGUCGACGGCUGGGCCGAGUGCGUCUGAAAAAACGGUUCUGUCUUCUCACGCCGGCCAGCACGACUUGCUCGACUCUUCACGAGGCGCGCUUCAAAACAGGGGAGACGCUUCGAUCAAGCUUCUUUCCUCCUCGCCUCAGUCUCGAAGCGGAGACAGUUUCGCAGGGGCUACCGCGAGCGACAUGUGGAUCGCGGAGGACGACGGCAAGAAGGGGCAAGGGCGCCGAGGGGCGAAAGUGAAGACAGGACCACGGGGAAAGAAGGAGCGAAGAAAAGCUAAGGCAGAGAACUACGCAUUUGCAGCAGUCUAGAGCAGCUCUCUUCCCAGAGGACGGAUGAACAAAGGAAGAAAACAUAGCGGAAACUCCGCGGUUUUCCAAUCCUGGGCAGACAUAGCAAUGGGAAACGAACAGAGAAGGUGCAAAUCGCCAUGAACGCAGAGAGAUACCAAACACGCGUAGAUUUCCUACUUUGUCGGGGCAGCAAGGAGACACGCCCAAGGAUAAAUCAGACGAAAGAGAAUGGGUUCCAAGAACUCCUGUUGGCCAACACAAAUACAUAUCGAUGGGAACGGACAGAGAUCCACAUUUUGUGCAUAUAUAUAUAUAUAUAUAUAUAUAUAUAUAUGUACAUAAAAAUAUACAUGUAUAGACACAUAUAUAGACAUAUGGAGAGAGAGAGCGUGGGCGUGUCGGAUCGAAGCGACUCCAUGAGAAACAAAAUGUAGAUUCCGAAAUGCUGUCAUGAACGUAGGAAACGAGGAGUCCAACACUUUUCUGUGACUUCAAAGAUUUAUGCUGGAAACUGUUGUGUGCCGAGACGUUCGGCCGAUGAGAAUCCCAGAGGCCAGGACUUUUGCUCUUUCUGGAUGAGAGGGUGGCAUUGCCGAUGGACGGCAAAAUGGUGCAAGAAGAUUUGUUGCCUCAUUUGAGUGCAGUUUGUUUACAGGCAGGGAAAUACAUAUUUGCACAUGUGCGUGUGCAUUUGUUACUGGAUUCUUCAUUUAAAGGAGCUACGGGAAGAGUCCCUGUUCGGACUGCGCGUGGCGACAGAGCGCCUUCUCGAUUUGUUCUCUUCACUAAAGAAUCGAACGCCUAACGGACGUGGAAUUAACUUUUUUCCCGAGAAACCUGCUUUUGGUCUCCCGAAGUUACUGAUGGUCUUUUUCAAGUUUUUUGUCUUCCUCGGGACUGGAAUUUGUCUCUCGACUUCACCUUCUCUCGACACAGCCGUCUUCACCCACUGGUGGAUUUCCUGGUGGUCGAACCAGAAAAGACUGCGCGGGAGCAAAUCACAAAAGGCGAACACAGUGGAACUCAGCCAUACCAACGGAAAGGA